AAACAGCACGCGCCUGAGAGGCCAAACCAGGGGACAGAAACGGAGCGCGAAACGAGAAGGAGCCGCGUCGUCCUGUCAGCGCGGCAACAACACGUGUUUCUACGGGACGCGGAGACCAACACAGUGCGUUUCCAUUCAACAUAACCACCGACGGCCGACCGUAGCGUCCCUCGCCGUGGGUGUGUCAGGUGAUCAGCAUCCAGGUGAAAGGUGCAGUGAUCGUUUCUCGCUCUGCGCUCAGGCCGACAUGAAGUACAUCCUGGUGACCGGAGGGGUCAUCUCCGGCAUUGGAAAGGGCAUCAUCGCCAGCAGCGUGGGGACGAUCCUCAAGUCCUGCGGCCUCCGCGUCACAGCCAUCAAAAUCGACCCGUACAUCAACAUCGAUGCCGGCACCUUUUCGCCGUAUGAACACGGUGAGGUUUUUGUUCUGGACGAUGGCGGCGAGGUGGAUCUGGACCUGGGCAACUACGAGCGUUUCCUAGACAUCCGUCUUACCAGAGACAACAACCUGACCACGGGAAAGAUCUACCAGUCGGUCAUCAACAAGGAGAGGAGGGGAGACUACCUGGGCAAGACCGUGCAAGUGGUGCCUCACAUCACAGAUGCCAUCCAGGAGUGGGUGAUGAAGCAGGCCAGGAUCUCGGUAGACGACGACGGCGUGGAGCCUCAAGUUUGUGUCAUUGAGCUGGGAGGCACAGUGGGGGACAUCGAGAGCAUGCCCUUCAUCGAGGCCUUCAGACAGUUCCAGUUCAAGGUGAAGAGGGAGAACUUCUGCAACAUCCACGUCAGCCUGGUACCUCAGCCCAAAGCCACGGGAGAGCAGAAGACCAAACCAACACAGAACAGUGUGCGAGAGCUCAGAGGGCUGGGCUUGUCUCCGGAUUUGAUUAUGUGCCGCUGUUCUUCGCCCCUGGAAACGUCUGCCAAGGAGAAGAUCUCCAUGUUUUGUCACGUCGAGCCCACGCAGGUGAUCUGCGUCCACGACGUCUCCUCGGUCUACCGGGUGCCCCUGCUGCUGGAGGACCAGGGGGUCGUGAGCUACCUGUGCGAGCGGCUGAGCCUCCCCGUCGAGGUGAAGCCCCGAAAGAUGCUGACGAAGUGGAAGGAGAUGGCUGACAGAUCUGCCCGUCUCCUGGAGCACGUCUCCAUCGCCCUGGUGGGGAAAUACACAAAGCUAUCCGACUCGUACACCUCUGUGGUCAAGGCCCUGGAGCACUCCGCCCUCGCCGUCAAUCACAAACUAGAAAUCAAGUACAUAGACUCUGCAGAUCUGGAGACUAGCACUCUGCAAGGUGACCCUGUCAAGUAUCACGAGGCCUGGCAGAAACUCUGCAGUUCUCAUGGUGUGCUGGUACCAGGAGGUUUUGGAGUGAGAGGGACAGAAGGAAAGAUGCACGCUAUACACUGGGCGAGGAAGCAGAACAAGCCUUUCCUGGGCGUGUGUCUGGGCAUGCAGCUGGCCGUGUGCGAGUUCGCCCGCGACGUCCUCGGCUGGGAAGACGCCAACUCCACCGAAUUCAAUCCAGAGUCCACUCACCCUGUGGUGAUCGACAUGCCGGAGCACAACCCGGGGCAGAUGGGUGGGACCAUGCGGUUGGGGAAGAGGCGGACGAUUUUCAAAUCCAGCACCAGUGUACUGAGGAAGCUGUACGGCGGCGUGGAAUUUGUUGAUGAGAGGCACAGGCACAGAUUUGAGGUGAACCCCGAGCUGAAGCACCACUUUGAGAAAAGGGGUCUUCAUUUUGUCGGCGAGGACGUGGAAGGAGAGCGAAUGGAGAUCAUCGAGCUGGAUGAUCACUGUUACUUUGUCGGAGUGCAGUACCAUCCCGAGUUCACCUCCAGACCCAUCAAACCUUCUCCCCCCUACUUCGGGCUGCUGCUGGCUGCGGCGGGGAAGCUCCCGGGCUACCUGGCCAAGGGCUGCCGCCUCUCCCCCCGGUGAGCUGCCACGCGGCAAAGGACACUUACAGCGGCAGCAGCGGCAGCAGUUCUCCCGAAGCAGACUUGUCCGAGCUCAAGUUCCCCUCUUUGUCCCGAGACUGAAGCCUGUGCGGUCUGCUGUGCUUGUGUUUCACCCGUGCAGAUAAAUGCCAGGUUUGCUCUUAAACGAUGCAACAAACCGCCUCCCGCGCUCCCGUGGGUACGACAAGUCGCCCUGGUGACAACUUAAACUCUACGUAUAUUAAGCCUUGAUUGUAUAAAGGGCGGCUCAAGAAGAGAAAUGUCGUGAAGCUUUCCGGAAAGAGACGAGUCUGCCGGUGAAUCCCAGCCCGUCUCUGCGGAGGAGCUUUCUAAUCAUGAUCCUUCCUCAAACCCGCCAGGAGAUGAAUAAUGCAUUUUGCAGUGAAGUGUGGAGAAUUGGGGCGCGCUCGGCGUAAGCAGAUUAGUUUGCAGCAGUGUCUAAAUAUCUGGAUUGUUUUUAAGGCAACUUUCCUGCGAAUUAAAAUGAAAAUAUUGAUAUUAAUACUUUAUACAGCCGUGUUGCCGAGGAAUCAUGACAGUUGAAAAUAUCCCUGAUACAUUAACUUGGUUCAGAAAUGUUUUAUUGUUUGUAACAAUUUUAAGUGGUCGAGUUUUUCUCCUUUUUUAGGUUUAAUUCCUGCUUUCAAAUCAUAAAUCAAAGCUGUGUGUGUGCGCGCACAAGUGGGUAAGCUACACAACCCUCUGUUCUUAAAUAAUGUAGCACUGAGAGUAUAUGAAUUUUCUCUGUCAUGAGGUGGAAGCUUUAAGCAUCCGAUGUGUUUUCAUUGUAAUGGAUAUCGCACUUUUUACGGCUUAAAACUCCCCAGUUCUGCUUGUGGGGCUUUUUUAAAAAUCCGCUUUCAUUGGCUAACAUGAUUUCAACUUUAAUGCACUACUUGUAAAGUAUGAACUUUAGCGACGCUGCCCUCUGCCUGGUCCCACUGGAGAGAAGCGCAUGAACAGGAAAAGCUCAAGCAUCUGACUGUAGGUGAUGAGCAUCAAGUUAAAUUCCUACCUGGAUGGUCAUGACCUUUGUUUGUAAGCUGGUGACCCAAAUGUAUGAGAAAGAAGCAGUAUUUUUUUAUAUUAAGUGCAUGUGUGAUGUGUGUACGCUGAAUAAACGUACUUUAUUCCUCCUGACAA
Molecule: messenger RNA, 3105 nt
Organism: Gasterosteus aculeatus aculeatus (three-spined stickleback)
Lineage: Eukaryota; Metazoa; Chordata; Actinopteri; Perciformes; Gasterosteidae
Source: RefSeq, a predicted model, not a curated record